ACCUGGAUUCAGAUCUAUACGGUAACAUCUAGGUGAAAUGCCUAAUUGAGAAUCUUCACUCUCUAUUCUGCUUUCCAUGGCGAUAUCGAUGUUCUGUUCCCUGCUGGCUGUUUCCUACAUCGGGUCCCUGCUACCCACAGCGGUCUCCCUGCCCCGCGGGCCAACGCUCCAGCCCGGGUGCCACGUUAAUGGCCAGUUCCACCCUGAAGGUUCCUCCUACCAGCCUUCAGCUUGCAAACACUGCUUCUGCAGCCAAGGCCGGGAGGUGUGUGCCAUUGCCGAUUGCUUCUUUACACCUUGUGUCGACCCUGUUCACAAACCCGACGUGUGCUGUCCUAUAUGUCCGAAUGGUUCCAACUGUUGGGCAUUAAAACAGAUAAUUCCCGCAGGAAGAGAUGUGAAAAUUGAUGAGCACACAACGUGCCGAUGUCCAGGCCCAGGACCCCGUCAAAACCAGGCUGUGUGUACCAUCGCAAUGCAACCUGUGACAGUUCUUCCUGUCGAAAUGCCAUAGUCACCACUCCUCAAUAAAUAGAAGUAAUGUC
Haliotis rufescens (red abalone) is the source of this 545-nucleotide messenger RNA. Its product is annotated as von Willebrand factor C domain-containing protein 2-like. The transcript is spliced from 2 exons. Gene Ontology annotation, molecular function: protein binding. Gene Ontology annotation, biological process: negative regulation of BMP signaling pathway. The coding region runs from base 77 to 514 and encodes 145 amino acids. Gene Ontology annotation, cellular component: AMPA glutamate receptor complex. NCBI's taxonomy places the organism in Eukaryota, Metazoa, Mollusca, Gastropoda, Lepetellida, Haliotidae. The record is from RefSeq and is a predicted model, not a curated record.